Molecule: messenger RNA, 1623 nt
Organism: Encephalitozoon cuniculi GB-M1
Lineage: Eukaryota; Fungi; Microsporidia; Unikaryonidae
Exons: 1
Coding region: 1-1623 (540 amino acids)
Biological process (GO): transmembrane transport; monoatomic anion transport
Cellular component (GO): plasma membrane
Molecular function (GO): mechanosensitive monoatomic ion channel activity
Source: RefSeq, marked provisional
AUGGGAGCUAACAAGAUCAACGAUAUACAACAGCAGGUAGAGGAGUCCGACUUUUAUGUGGAGAAGAGGCCGAACAUGAACAUCCACAUAGACCAUCCAAGUCCUCCGCCUCCCAUGUGGAUCCUCUUCUACUUUCUUGGAUCUGUUGUCUUCGGGAUAUUGGCAUAUCUGUGCCACUACUCCCUAAUUUUGCCAAAGCUGAAGUCCUGCGGACAGAAUCAACUGUCUGUAGUCACCGAAAGACUUCUGCUGUGCUUUCUUUUUGGCGCCAUGAUCUGGUUCACAAUCCAGCUCAUACUGACAUACCUUUCAAUCACUUUGAAGAAGGUUGACGGGAAGCAGGGAUUUCUCCAGACCACACUGAUAAAGAACGGCUGGUUCAUAAGUCUUGUCCUUGGAUUGCUGGUUCUCUCCUUCAUUAUGGGAAGCUACAACCGCAGCAUAGAUGCAAUGAACACAGCAGAGGGCAUCGCUGGGGAAGAGAAAGGCCAGGCACCACAAGAGGCCCUUGCAGCCCUUAGCGAGCCGAAUACGUUGGCAGCAUUCGUCACAGACAAGCUGACGAGGCUUAUUCUUGCAAGCUUUGUAUUCCUCGGAAUAAUCCUGACAAAGACAAUUCUUAUGGAUAGGCUGAACUACAGGAUGCUCUUCGAGAAUUAUGAGUCCAGGAUCCAAAGCAACUACGAGGACAUGUGGAUCUUGGAACAACUAAACAGGAUAACCGGGAAGAGAAUGGACAUAGACACGGAGAGCUGGGCGAAUACUGUCUUCAAGACGAUUUCUCCAGAAAAGGAUUCUGUUGAUCUGCAGGUCCUCGAAUACUUCUUCGGAACUGAGCGUGCACAGAGGAUAUUUGAGCGCUUCAACAUAUAUGACGAUGGCAGGCUCACAAGAAGUAGCUUUGUUCUUGUCUACCAAGAGAUUCUGAACGAGGAGAAGAGGAUUGCCAUGGGAAUGGCACAGAAGGUCACCAUUGUGAAGAAGUUGGACAUUGUGCUUUCCUUUGUGCUGAUUCCCUUUGGGGUUUCCGCAGCCAUGCCGAUAAUAGAGAGCACGGGCAACUUCAUCAACUUCAUGCCCAUUCAGUUUGGUACGCUGUUCUCGCUCCACGUGAUCUUUGCUCCGAUUGUGUCAGAAAUGCUUAGAUCCCUGGUCUUUAUAUUCCUUGUCAAGCCGUUUGACGUCGGAGACAAGAUCCUUGUGGACGGAUACUUGCAUAAGGUGUAUGACAUGGGCCUUCUCUAUACCUCGUUUGUUGUGGACAAGAAGGUCAGUGUGAUUCCAAACGUCAAGGUCAUGGACAAGACGAUAGUUAACCUUAGGAACGCAAGGACAUCCCUGAAGUUGUUUGAGUUCACCUUCUCGAGCACCUCAGAGUUCAAGGACAAGAUAGAAAGGCUGAACGCUGCAAUAGAAAAGGAGGUGAACUCUGAUCCCAAUGUUUAUACAGGUAGGUUUGGGGUGUACGGAUACAACCUAAAGAAGAACUCGACGAUAGGAGUGAAGAUCGAGGUCGUCUUCUGGAUCCAGAACCAGGACAUGAAGGCCCUGUGGUCCAGAGAAGACGCAUUCAUAAUCGCUCUGCACGACAUCUUCAGGGAUCUUGGCCUGGUGCUAGAGUAG